AUGUCGGAUGGUGAGAAGACGCUGAAAAAAACAGUAGAACGAAGUGUUACGAGGUAUUCGAUUAAUAAAUAGAUUAUUUAUUGUUGCGAUAAUCUCCAAGGCUAGAGACAAAUACACGGCUUGCUUGGAUUCGAAUUUGACCGCUGGAAAAAUCGGCUGAACAGGUUUGUAAUGAUAAUAAAGGCAGAAAUUGAAAAAAAUGUAGAAAAAAAUUAUAUUCUAUAAGUUAAUAUUGUAACAUCAUUCUUUGAUUUUUCUUUGAAGCUUCUAAAGUAUCAAAUAUACCAAGAAAAAAUUGAUUUUGAAAUCUAAUAAGGUUGGUUUUUCAACUCUCGAUCGAUGCAAUAUUGUUUUUGCGACCCAAGACGCGAAAGUCCAAGGUGGCCUAAUAUGACAAAAAACGGCUUUUUAGGUUGAGGAGCUUCUAGUAAUUGCUUAUACUCUUUCAAAAACUCCAAUAUUUUUUUAACAGUUUAUCAGCUAGAAAGUAUGAAUAUAUUCAGGCCGAGUGGGCUUGCCGAGCCGAAAGAAAAGCUUUCGACGCGAAUUGUCCAACAUCUUGGGUCAACCACUUUAUUCGCAAAAAUCAGUUUGAAAGGUUUUUCCGAGCUUCUUCUCCAACUUCACCUCCUUCUCCAGGUACAAGCAGAACCUCUCUGAACAAGGUGUGAAUAUCGUCGACAAAAAUGAAAUCGACAAUUAGAAGAGUCGCACAUCUUCGAGCCGCCCGUUUUCGUAUCAAAUCAAGUCUCGAUUUGUCUUUCCGCCCUCCGAUUGUGCCUUUUUCCAGUGUAGCUAGUCAUGUAGGAACCUGUCUUUCUCCUUAUAAUAGUCAAUAAACGUUUUCAGACGUCUCCUUCGGAUUUCCCUAUACAAUACCGAUUUCUGCGCGAUCAGAACAAGCCUAGUUUUGAGCUUUUCGCUGUCGGUCCCACACUCGAUUUCGUUUUAAGGUUUUGAUUUUGUUCGAAAAGAAAAUUCUUUGAUUUUUUAAGAAAAACCGAAAAUUUUUAAAAAGGGUUCCGAAGAGAAAAAUCGCCUCCAUUGUGAUAUUCAGUUACUUGAGUCUGCUGCGCUUGUAGAACCUUAGAAAAUAUUGGCAAAUGUUUUAUAAAAAAAAUUUAACAAACUUAUAGUUUAAAGCUUCUAAUCACGCUUUAGCGAAACAUUUUUCGAAUUGGCUGUCGUUCCACAAGUGAGAAGAAUGAAAUACAGAUGGUUUUAAAUUAUCUGUCUGAGUGGGGAACUUCCAGAGCAAAGCUGUACAACACCAAAGAAAUCCUCGACAAGUGUCUGCGGACGGUUCAAGAAUGUCUUGCUCAGAAGCUCAAUUCACCAAAAAUCGUCUCGAGUUCUGCGAAGUUCCUGGCGUGUGUCUACUGGCAGGGACCCUCAGAACGGAGAUCUGAAGUCCUGGAACUUGCCGAAGCCUUCUCCAACUAUCGUAAUGAGCGAUUUGCUGAGAUUGGUUGGUUUUUUGUUGUUGCGAAAGUUGCUUUGCGAUUCGAAUAAUUAGCUGAUUAAAUUUUAUUUCGAGCACAGCUUGAAUUUUCAAGUAAUCAAACUAAAAUUUUCAGAACUUAUAAAAAAAAAUUGAAAAUAAAAAAUCACAGCUCUAAAUUUUAGGGUUUUCUGAAACAUAUUUCAAGUUAAAAAAGUUACUUUUUCAGGGCUGUUUCUCAAUUCUGUACUCGAUCCUAAGGAAUUCCUACGAAGGAUUUCAGAUGAACCACCAAAAAUGAUCAUCCAUCCAGUUCGUUUCUCAAAUAUUUUUUGAACCUUUCUGCGUGGUCUUUUUCCUCUCCUGCAGCAUCGCCAUACCAUCCCGAUGUUGAAAAAUAAAUUAUAAAUAAAGCGAUUAAUUGAGAUUAAUAGGUACCUUUAUAUAAAACUGUCCCUCUUUCUUUCAAUAUCAUUUUGUUUUUUCCAGAAUGAGCUUUCAUUAUGUGUUGGACUCUGUUCUUUGCAGUACGACGACUUCAAAACGGCGAUGUUCGUUUUUUUUAAUGCUCAAGACCUUAUACUCUCGUUUUGCAAAAAAAAAGUUUCUAGGGUUUUCCUGCGUCCCAAACCAUUUGAUCAAACCUUCCACGAGUUGGUCGUCAAAGGAGUUUGCCAGAAAAUCAAAGAGAACAAGGUUUAAAAUCUUUCAGAUAGUGGAAAAAGUUUUCAUUUCAGAUAUCUAAUAAGGAAAUAUUUUCUUGGACUAUGAGCAAACUUUUGGACUCAAAUCUUCUCACUAUUGAAAGCGAGACAUACGCGGCGACAGUUGGGCCUAUUAUUGAGUGAGUAGCGAAAUUAAUCGCAUAUGACUAGAAAAUAAGGUUUUGAAAGCUCAAAAAAAAACCGCAUUCGUGAUCUUCAUGAUUAUCUUUCAUGCUGCCUUUGCAAUCGCUCAUACUUCUGUACUUCUGGAGAGAAGUUUCUUUUUUUCCGCUGUUUUAUUUCUACAAUUCAUCAGCUCGCUGAACUAUUGUCAAGUUAGGAAUUUUUUCCGGAAAUUUGAUUUUGAGUGAGAAAAUAGACUUGAAAAAAUCAUCAAUAAUCACAACGAAAGCUGAUCUUGAUAAAUAUUUCACUUUUAUAUCGAAAAAUGUGUUUUUAAGGGCUAUAGAGCCACAGAAGUAAGAAUAAUCAAGUUCAGAAGAAAAUUAAGAAAAAAAAAAUAGAAAUAUAGCGAUGAAUUGUUUUCAGGUCAACUUUAUUUUAAUUCCGCAUAAAAGUUUCUAAUUAAUUGAAAUUUUAUAUUAUAAAAUAAAGUUUCAGUUGAUUGGAAACUUGGAUCAAUAACUCUUUAGAAAAGCCGCUUCUGGUUCAUGUAUACCAUUAGAUAUGAAAAAAAAAACGCGCUACGAGAGGAAAGCUCAAACCUCAUUUUUAUAAGGAAAGUGUGCUUUCAAAAAUAUUUCACAGACUCUCCUGCAAAAGUACAAAAGAGGCCAGAGAAAAUGGGAGCGUUUUGAUUUUGCCGAGUGGCAAGAAAUUCGACCGACUUGAACUUAUUGAUUCCGAAUCGUUUGGAAAGUUAUGCAACGACAUUGACGUGAGAUACAAGUCAGGGAAUCAAGGUUUUUGGAUCUUGAAUGAAGGAAUCAAAAAAGAUUCAUACUUCAGGCCUGAUCUCCUGGAUUGAAGUGAAGAAAGCUUUGGAGGAAGUGAGAAAAAUCAAGAAGAGCUGCAAGUCGAAAAAGGGCGAAGGAGUCGUCGUGGUGGACGCCUACAACUUCGGAAACGGCUCCGUGCCGAAAAAACCAGCAAUUGAUCGGUUUCCCAGGAAGAAUUCGAAAAAGAAGAAUGCAUGUCUAUUUUCAGACUGAAGGCGUCCUACAAAACCGUUGUCUUGGUCGUCCGACAUGCCGAUGUCGCCACGGCUAGGCUCCUCAGUCCUCACGUUUUGAGCGCCAGCCGACUGUUAGAAUUUUAUCUUGAAAUUUAUGAACUGGAGUUUCGUUAAGAAUUUCGAGGUUAUAACAGCCACAUAUCUUUUCUCAAUAAUUUUUUAUCUUUUUCACUAAAAUUGUUGGUGAGACGAUGAAGUUUUUUUUUGGCAUCACCUUGACGCACACUGAUCACGUUUUUGUUUUUGCAGUUUUAAUGUUUAUUUGACAGAGAAAAAUGCUUCAAAAAAGAUUUUUACAGAUUAUUUGAAAUCUUCAAAAGAAAGGUUUUUCACAGCUGACCUGUCUCUUUGUCUCCAAAUGUUUUUUGUCUAUUUAGAAGCAUUACAAAUCACUUACUUUAAUGAAAAGAUGUUUCCACGUAAAAUCAGUAUGCGAAAUGUCGCCAGGAAACUAUAUUGUUUUUCUCAACCUUGUUUUAUACCGGUCCUUUUCGUCUUGGCCGUUUAAUCUGCAACUUUCAUCCAACUCCGGUUUCAGAUCAAGCGACGAUAUCAUCGUGAUCAGAGCGGCUCUGGAGUUCGGCCCACUUGCUCAUGUGGUCUCCAGAGACCUCUACCGAGACCAUCGUGGACAACUGAAACCGGAAGUUGACGCAAUCUGGAAUCGGUGGUUCACCGAUGCCGUCCACACGUGCAAUUCCACUGCCGGUGUUGUCGAGGUUGAAAAAGCUCCCAAGACAAGUUCAAACUUUUUCUUUUCAGCCCAAAAGAAACUUCAGCCGACGGGUUCACCGCCUAGAUGAUGGAACUUUCCUCAUUCCUGUCUUUGAAAAGCUGCCAAAUAUUUCGCAAUACAAGUACUUGAUUGUUUCUGCACCUUGA
This is a messenger RNA of Caenorhabditis auriculariae, 4222 nucleotides long. The record is from the annotation of a GenBank genome assembly. NCBI's taxonomy places the organism in Eukaryota, Metazoa, Nematoda, Chromadorea, Rhabditida, Rhabditidae.